CCGCAUGAUAAGGUGUUACAGAGGCCUUCGCCACUCUUAGUGGUGCCUUCUGAGUGGCAAGGCUGCUGGCGAUGGCCAUGGUGAUGCUGGAAAAGGCAAGGGACUGGAACACUUUGGGCGGCUCUUCGACUUAUUCUUGGCAGGACUUGCCGUGCUUCAAGCAGGUGAAGGCCGAGGUAUACGGGCAGGUUUCUAAGGAGGUGUCACCGAUUGGCGACUUCAGCUUGAAGUCCGCAGUGGCAUCCUCGAAUCCUCCUGAACUGACUCCGUCGGUAGCUUCCUUCCGUUGGUCCCCGAAGGAUUCCAGGAAGUUGUAUGCCGUGGACGGCUGGGGAGCUCCAUACUUUGCCGUCAGCGAUCAGGGCCAUCUCUGCGUGAAACCCGAAGGAGAUGGCGGCCCCGUGAUCGAUCUAUUCACUCUGGCCUCCACUCUGAAGGAUGAGGGCUUGGAGAUGCCGCUGCUCUUCAGAUUCCCUGACAUAGUAAACCACCGGCUUCACCUUCUCCAGGGUUGCUUUGACAAGGCCGUGGCGCGCUACGAGUAUCAGGGCUCUUACAGGGGCGUGUUCCCAGUGAAGUGCAACCAUGACCGCGAGCUGAUCAGCACCAUCCUGGACUGCGGCGCCAAGUUUGGCUGGGGCCUGGAGGUCGGCUCCAAGCCGGAGCUGCUCAUGGCCAUGUCUCUGCUGGGGCAGGCCCCCGGCUCGCUGCUCAUCUGCAAUGGCUACAAGGACCAAGACUAUAUCGAGCUGGUGGUGCAAUGCUGGCGGCUGGGUAUUGAGGCCGUUGUCGUCCUGGAACAGUUCAAGGAGCUGGGGGUGUUGCUGCGAGUGGCGCAACGGAUGGGGGUGCGUCCGGUGUUAGGCGUUCGCGCAAAGCUGUCCACGCGCCACGAGGGCCACUGGGGGUCCACCUCGGGCGAGAAGGCCAAGUUCGGGCUGCGGCCGCGCGAGAUCGUGGCCGUCGUGCGCCAGCUUGCCGCCCUCGGCAUGACCGACUGCCUGCAGCUCCUGCACUUCCACAUCGGCUCCCAGAUCACGAACAUCCGGGUGGUGAAGGAGGCGAUGAGUGAGGCGGCGUACCUGUACGCGGAGCUGGUGGACAUGGGCGCUGGCAUGCGUGUCAUCGACUGCGGCGGCGGCCUCGGCAUCGACUACGACGGCUCCAACACGGACGCCCCCGCCUCCCUCUCCUACACCAUGCAGAACUAUGCGAAUGACGUGGUGUGCUCUCUGCGCGACGUGUGCUUGGAGCGGGGCAUCCCCAUGCCCACCAUCGUGUCCGAGUCCGGCCGCGCGCUCGCCAGCCACCACGCCGUCAUGGUCUUUGAUGCGGCAGCGGCCGGGGCGCAGCCGGGGCGGCCGGCGCGCGCUGUCGGCAAAGGGCGCUUCCUGCUGUGCUCCUUCCGCGAGGUGCUGGACGGCCUGGAGGCCACCGCCUGCUCCCUGCGCGAGGCCUACUCCGACGCCGUCUACUUCAAGGAGGAGGCACUGCGCGCGUUCAAGCUGGGAGUGCUGAGCUUGGAGGAGCGUGCAGCGGUGGACCUGCUGUUUGACGCCACCUGCAACCGCAUCCUGCUCCUGGCAGCUGCCGCAAAGCUGCCCCUUCCGGAGGCCCUGCAGCCCUCUACCCGGCCUCAUUCGGCCACCUACCAUGUCAAUCUUUCAAUUUUUCGCUCGGCCCCGGACACGUGGGCCAUAGAGCAGGUGUUCCCCAUUCUUCCCAUCCAUCGUCUGGAUGAAGAGCCCACCGUGGCUGCCACCCUCGCUGACUUGACCUGUGACUCGGACGGCAAGAUAGACCGCUUCAUCUCCCCUGUGGGGGGGAGUGAGGCCGCGCCCGUGCUGCCUCUGCAUGAGCUGCGCAGUGGCGAAUCCUACCUGCUUGCCAUGUUCCUGACCGGCGUCUACCAAGAGGUGAUGGGAUCGGCUCACAACAUGUUUGGCAGCACCCACUGCGUUGUUGUGCGCGCCGCAGAGUGCUGCGUGCCCCCUAUGCCUGAUGACACUCUGAUACAUGAUGGCGAGGGGAAGAUACUGGGCAACGGAUUUGUCGUGGACCACGUUCUGCGCGGAGAGACAAUGGCAGACGUCCUCACACGUUGUCAGCACUCGGGUUCCGAUAUGCUGCUGGCGAUGCGCGCUGCAGCGAGUGCGGCGGUUCUGGAGGGACGCAUGUCUUCAGAGGCUGCAGAGGCUCUGGUGCAGACCUUCACGCGCCAGAUGCACUCCUACACCUACCUCAGCCUCUAAGCAGCAGCUGCUGGAGUUUCAUCUCCCAGUAGUUCUGCAAAUAUAUUGAUUAGUGUUCUGUGUUGAGCAUUUAUUAUUUAGAUAGUGUAGGUAGCUGUGGAUUAUAUGCACUGCAGUUGAAUUAUUCUGAUCUCGUUUGCUAACAGCGAGUGAGAAGUCAGCAUUUAUUACGGUAUAAUUCCCCAUGAACUAGUUGUCAGGUAGGGGCUUCCUUGGUGCUAGAAUUCUGAGAUGGAACUGUGCGCUUUUGUCAACAGAAGAUGAUCAUUGCUAUGCCAUCAUUGGCAAUUUAAAAAAAAUUAAUUUCACUUUC
Coccomyxa subellipsoidea C-169 is the source of this 2565-nucleotide messenger RNA. RefSeq names its product arginine decarboxylase. Bases 72 to 2252 code for a protein of 726 amino acids. The transcript has 15 exons. Gene Ontology annotation, molecular function: arginine decarboxylase activity. Lineage: Eukaryota; Viridiplantae; Chlorophyta; Trebouxiophyceae; Coccomyxaceae. Gene Ontology annotation, biological process: L-arginine catabolic process; spermidine biosynthetic process. The record is from RefSeq and is a predicted model, not a curated record.